Schistocerca piceifrons (Central American locust) is the source of this 1506-nucleotide messenger RNA. RefSeq names its product cytochrome P450 4C1-like. The record is from RefSeq and is a predicted model, not a curated record. Lineage: Eukaryota; Metazoa; Arthropoda; Insecta; Orthoptera; Acrididae. Gene Ontology annotation, molecular function: monooxygenase activity; iron ion binding; heme binding. The transcript has 12 exons. Bases 1 to 1506 code for a protein of 501 amino acids.
AUGCUGGAAGUGACGGCGCUCCUGGCGGUGACUGUGGUGGUAGCGGUCACAGCCGUGGUCGUAUCCAGGAAAUGGCGCCUCUGGAGCGAGAUAGACAAGCUCCCUGGAGCGGUGGCCAUACCCUUGCUGGGAAAUACCUACAACGUUCUCUUCCUCCCUCGUGAAGAUCUAAUUGCUUUCGCGGACGAACAAACCAAGAAGUACUGGCCCAUACAUCGAACAUGGAUUGGUCCUAAACCGGAAGUCCACAUAAGCAAACCGGAGCAUCUUGAGAAAAUAAUGACGAGCAGCGAACUGAUAACUAAAGCAGACAGCUACAGUUUCCUUCACCCGUGGUUGGGGGACGGCCUUCUCACUAGCACAGGGAAGAAGUGGCAUUCUCACCGCAAGAUGAUAACUCCCGCCUUCCACUUCAGCAUCCUGGACAAUUUCGUAGAAGUAUUCGCAGAGAAAGCUGAGGUUUUGGUAAACUUACUCAAGACGAAAGCUGACGGGCAGUCGUUCGACAUUUACCCCUACAUCACACGUUGUGCUCUCGACAUAAUAUGUGAAACUGCUAUGGGGACCUCAAUCGACGCACAGCACAACAUCGAUUCUGAUUAUGUAGCAGCGGUGUACAAUAUUGCCGAGCUUACGAUUAAGAGAGUCGUCAGGCCAUGGCUUCUGAGUGACUUCAUCUUCCGCUUGUCUCCGACGGGGAAGAAGUUCUACAAGCAGCUGGAUGUUCUACACGGGUUUACCAGGAAGGUCAUUCAACAGAAAAAGCAGUCGAGAAAGACCCAAAAAAGUGACGAAAAGGCGGCACAGUACGAUGAUCUUGGGAGAAAGCGGCGUGUGGCCUUCUUGGACAUGCUCCUCGUCGAGUCUGAGGAUGGGCAGAAACUAACUGACAAAGAGCUGCAGGAGGAAGUGGACACUUUUAUGUUUGAGGGUCACGACACGACCACAGUUGGCAUGUCCUGGGUUCUCAUCCUGCUGGGGCACCAUCCAGAUGUACAGGAGAGAGUUUACGCCGAGCUGAAAGACAUAUUCCAAGACGAGCAGAGAGCACCGACAAUGCAGGAUCUGAAUAACAUGAAAUAUCUCGAAAUGGUAAUCAAGGAAUCCUUGAGAAUUUAUCCAAGUGUGCCUUUCAUCCAACGCAGGGCCACUCAAGAUGUACAAAUAGCCGGCUACAACAUCCCAGAGGGGACCACACUGACGCUGCACAUCUACCACGCCCACCGUGACCCCGACCACUGGCCGGAUCCGGAGCGCUUCGACCCGGACAACUUCCUGCCGGAGAGGGUGCAGGGCAGGCAUCCCUUCGCCUACGUGCCUUUCAGUGGUGGCCCGCGCAAUUGCAUUGGCCAGAAAUUCGCCGUCCUCGAAGAGAAGACAGUGCUGUCGUACAUCUUACGCAACUUCCGCGUGGAGACGGUGGAGAAGCGGGAGGACCUGAAGCUGAUAGGCGAGCUGGUGUUGCGGCCUUUCAAGGGCGUCUUCCUAAGGCUGACUCCGCGGUAG